Messenger RNA from Diutina rugosa, 1305 nucleotides. RefSeq lists its product as uncharacterized. The coding region runs from base 1 to 1305 and encodes 434 amino acids. The transcript has a single exon. Gene Ontology annotation, molecular function: monoacylglycerol lipase activity. The record is from RefSeq and is a predicted model, not a curated record. NCBI's taxonomy places the organism in Eukaryota, Fungi, Ascomycota, Pichiomycetes, Serinales, Debaryomycetaceae.
AUGACAGAGUAUCACUUAGUGAUCCUUGUUCACGGGCUUUGGGGGGUGCCCGCCCACAUGGAAUACCUCGAGCUGCAGGUGUUACAGCUCAAGCAGAAGUGCCCCGAAACCAUCGCAACCUACAAGACCAACAGUCACUCCAAGUUCGUCACUUACGAUGGUAUUGACGUCAACGGGAAGCGGGUUCGUGACGAGAUCGUCCAGCAAAAGGAAGAGCUUGAACGUGGCGGCAAUAAGGUGACCAAGCUCUCGGUGAUUGGGUAUUCGUUGGGAGGUCUCAUCCUGAGAUACGCCAUCGGCAUCCUUUACAAAGAAGGGUUUUUCAACGAAGUGAUCCCAGUGAAUUAUAUCACCUUCUGCACCCCUCACGUCGGGGUCCCGUCCCCGAAGAAGCUGAAGGCGAUCAAGCUUUACGACUGGCUCGCGCCUCAGUUUUUGGCCACCACCGGGGGGCAGAUGUUCAUGAGAGACUCUGAAGUGGGGCUGCUUGAUAAUGGCAGUAAGGGGAAACCAUUGCUUGUGUGGAUGGCCGACCCCAAGUCAAGUUUCUACAAGGCGUUGGCGUCGUUCCAUCACCUCGCCCUCUACGCUAACGCCAUCAAUGACAGACGAACUGCGUGGUACACCGCCCUGAUCUCACGCUACGACCCUUUCCACUCCCUCCACAACCACGACCCUUACAAAAUUCAAGCCAGCUACAUCAAAGGGUAUGAACCCACUGUCAUCGAUCGCACCAAGCCAAUCACGUAUGGUGAUACUUCUGUCAAACCCGAACAGAAGAGUGAUGUGAAAGAUAAAGGAGGUUUAGCCACCUACCUUCUUCGCAAAUGGCGAUGGUUUAAGGUGUUCGGAUCGGUGGUGCUUUUGACGCCGUUCUGGGGGCUUUCCUUCCUUAUCAAUACCAUCGUUCAGCGCUACUACCACCAGCGCCGGGUGAAGACAUUUUUCAGGGACAACACAUUAACGGACAUGUACCAUCCUAAUCCGUCUUUUGCCGAAAGCUUGAAGGACGUCGUCUUUGACAAGCAGGAGCAAAUCGUGAACAGCGCCUACAGUGCAGUGGAAACCACUACGGAGAACGAACGUGAUGAACAUCUCCGGCAACCCGAAACGUUACUGCUCACCAAAGAUCAAGAAUUCAUCGUCGAAAACUUGAAUAGUCUUGGGUGGGAAAAAUACCCGGUGAUAAUAAGAAACACCAACUCAACCCAUGCUGCGGCAAUCCACCGCCACCAAGAUCCUAACUUUGGUGAAGGCAAAUUAGUUGUGAAACACUUCAUUGACAAUGUGUUCUGCAUGGACUAG